CGGGCCUAUAAAUUCCAUUAUCUCCCUGACAUCCUUUUGCCACUCCUCUUGUCGCUUCCUUCCAAGGUUACAGGUGAGUGAAGGUGGACGGAAACCAGGGGAGAUGAUGACUGCCCGCGGCUGCCUCCUCAGAUCCAAGGCUGAGAGCUUAGUGAAAUAUGUAGCCAGCGCUGGAAGCUGGCAUGGGCUGCAUAGUUUUUCAGAGGCAUCAGCCAGGGGUUUCAGCUCUGAGCCGUCUCUUCAGGCCGACUCGACGGAAGAAAUCGGGUUCAAGGGGCAUGGCAUGCUGGCUCCAUUUACAGCUGGAUGGCAGAGCACCGAUGUGCAUCCCCUGGUUAUCGAUAGAUCUGAGGGUGCAUAUGUCUAUGAUAUCAAUGGGAAAAAGUAUAUAGAUGCUCUUGCAGGACUCUGGUGUACUGCUUUAGGUAUGUGCACCGCACGAUCCGUGGAGCCAGAUUUUACUACAUACCAGAAAAUUGUUGCAUUAUUUAGUUGAUGCUAGUUGUAUCAC
Triticum urartu is the source of this 511-nucleotide messenger RNA. The record is from RefSeq and is a predicted model, not a curated record. Lineage: Eukaryota; Viridiplantae; Streptophyta; Magnoliopsida; Poales; Poaceae.